CGAGUCAAGAACCAAGACAAAGCUGAACUUUAAGAAAGGUUGAAAUGGCUCAGUGUUUGAAAGGAAUCAUUGGAAUUGGUUUGUUGGUGUUAUUAGUCUGGCCGAGUUAUUCAGUCGAGGCUAAUACUUUUACCUUGGAGCAAUUACAGGAGCAACUACAAGGACUUAGAGAAAACUACAUUAAAUUCAAACAAGAUACCCAAACCAAAUACGAUCAUCUCGAAGCGAAAGAGAGACUGUUGGAAGAAAAAGUCGGUCGACUGGAACAAGAAUUGCGGAGUGAAAAAGAAACCAUCCAACGAUUAUUAGCAGCUGGGAACAACAACACGCCAAGAACGUGUCACGAGAUUCACGACAAUGAUCCAUCGCUGGCAUCCGGAAUGUACUGGAUUGAUCCCGAUGGCCAAGGAGUUGGUGAUGCUCCCAUUUCUGUUUUUUGCGACAUGUCGACAGGAUCAACCGUCAUUUCCCACGACAGUGAAUCUCCGAUGGAAGUGGACCACUGCCCUGAUCCUGGAUGUUAUUCCAGGGCAAUCAAUUACAAUGUGACCAGCAUCAGACAAUUGGCGGCUUUGGCUGAAAUGUCCGCAGAGUGCCGGCAAUCAAUUCAAUACGAUUGCAACUUUGCCCCGUUGGAGUUUAGUAACGUCGCUUACUCCUGGUGGAACGACAGAGACGGAAAUGCGCAAUAUUUCUGGGCCGGAAGCGACUCCAGUGCCCAUACCUGUCAGUGCGACAUUGACGGGGAUUGCGCGGAUUCUACCGUCAAAUGCAACUGCGACUCCAUGGCGCCAGUGCAAUUAUCUGAUAGUGGUGUCAUAAGAGCCAAGGAGAUCCUGCCCGUUACACGCCUGAAUUUCGGCCGGACCCAGCUGGACACGUCGUCCGGUGUCCACACCCUGGGCCGUUUUGAAUGUUCGGGACAGGUCAGCGAAUCGGGAAUGACAUCCUCGUGCCAAGAUUUGUGGAGAAAGGGACACACCCUGAGCGGAUUGUAUUCCAUCAUGGGAAUGGCGAUGAUUGAAACUGUUUAUUGCGAUUUCGCUAAACUGCCCACUGACUCGGGUUUCCAGACGUGGAUCGGGUACGCAGAUGUCAAAUCCUCGCCAACUUAUUUCCAUGUUCAAAGAAACACAACAUUUAACGAAACGCUGGUUCCUAUUCCAUUCGAUUGGGAAUUACUAAACGUGGGAGGAGCCAUGAAUUUGACUUCAGGCAUAUUUUCGGCACCCGUCGAGGGCAGAUACUUUUUCUCCUUCACAGCAUUAGGGCUAUAUCCAGGAUCUUCGGUUCUACAAGCUUGUCAGAUUCGCCUUUACAAAAAUGGAGUUUACAUUGGACGAACUUAUUCAGAUGAGAUAAGCACUGCAGGUCAAUACGAGACCCUUUCCCUUCAGUUAACUCUCAAUUUAGACAAGGGAGAUCAAGUUUGGGUAGCAAUAGCAUCAGCAACAUCGGGGGCGAGUCUAACUGCUACUUACACUAUUUUCAACGGAUUCUUGCUGGAGGAAGACAUCUCCCCGUCUGUCGAAAUGUUGCGGUUAAUUUAACUUCAAAACAGAAACGUUUUUAAUUGGGCUAUUGAAAUUGAAUAAACGACUUGCUCCGGUAUGAUUUCCGAUUUUUAAUAAUAAAUGAAUACGUUCGAAUAAAUAUGUCCUUGCAGUU
This is a messenger RNA of Daphnia pulicaria, 1668 nucleotides long. RefSeq lists its product as uncharacterized. NCBI's taxonomy places the organism in Eukaryota, Metazoa, Arthropoda, Branchiopoda, Diplostraca, Daphniidae. The record is from RefSeq and is a predicted model, not a curated record. The transcript is spliced from 7 exons. Bases 45 to 1550 code for a protein of 501 amino acids. Gene Ontology annotation, molecular function: extracellular matrix structural constituent; protein binding.